Phytophthora nicotianae INRA-310 is the source of this 10763-nucleotide messenger RNA. RefSeq lists its product as hypothetical. Gene Ontology annotation, molecular function: minus-end-directed microtubule motor activity; dynein light intermediate chain binding; ATP binding. Bases 1 to 10665 code for a protein of 3554 amino acids. NCBI's taxonomy places the organism in Eukaryota, Oomycota, Peronosporomycetes, Peronosporales, Peronosporaceae. The record is from RefSeq and is a predicted model, not a curated record. Gene Ontology annotation, cellular component: dynein complex. The transcript is spliced from 3 exons. Gene Ontology annotation, biological process: microtubule-based movement.
AUGGGACGCCCCACACUGGAACGGGUGCAUGGUCGAGUUGUGGCCGGUCUACCUGAGCGUGUUGCCUUACUAGACUCGCAACCUGCUGCAUCUCUAUUACGUCAACUCACCGACACUGCUAUUCAAGAAUACAUGCGGAGUAUGAAGAAGGCGGCGUUACUGGCCAAACUACGCAGUGAUCCAGCCUUACAAGCACGGUUUCAAGGUUUAGAUCUUCAUCCUGGUAAGAAAAUGACGGAACCGGGUACUAUCACAUACGGUAAAGUACCAAUUCCGGGUCAUGACUUUGAAAGGAAUCGACGACGUGUGAGUACCGUGUCAUAUACCAGCUCCCCGCAGUUACUCGCUGUACUGCGGCGUAUGUAUACGGGGUGGGAUAAGACAUUCCAGAAGUUGUUACUGGUUCAGACUGACAAGGAUACUGCUAAGAGCACUGAAAGUCAACGGUCUGUACUAUCAACACCGACUUUGGCGUCCCAGAUGCCGUUCCGUGUGCUGGACUUCCAGGCUCUACAAGCUGCACAUGCCAAUAAAAUCGCCGAGAUCUUACUGGUGGACUGGAGACGUGCACUGGUUGAGAACAUUAUCGACAAUCUUCAAGAUCACUUCGAUCUGUUCCUCUCCGACCGUGUAAUCUACGACUCCAGUCGACUCAAAAGAGUCCUCACUGGACUGGAACUACGUCUGGCUGCUCAACUACGUGAAGUAGUGCAUCGAUCAGUCGAUGAAUGGGUGAGUUUUGUACGUCUCCAUGCAGAGAACGGAGCUCUCGCCUCGAAACAGGAAGAUGUUCAGGAUAAAGACCCCGUUCUAGCAAGAAAAAGCUCUUCCCAGUUUCUAGAGCAGAAGAUCCGAGCUCCACGUAGCUCGUUAUUCAGUGUCCAGCUGGCGUUCGUGAACGAUCAAGUGGUAGUGGAGCCGUCAGCUCAAGACGUGACCGCUGCGUUGUUAGAACCUCUUGACGCUAUCGCCACGGUAGUCCAAGAAAUCGACCGACUGGACUGCGAUAUCAUGGGCUUGUUAUCUCUGGAUCGCAGACCGCUACUGGACUUCAGUGUGGACUCGGAAACGGGUCGAGAUCGCGUGCAAAAAGCUAGUCGUCGAGCAGUAGUAGCCGAGUGUUUGGACGCUCUACAAGCAGCCAAAGUGGCGGUGUGUGCGAGUGUGGAGCAUGCGAUGCAGGCGGCUCAUGCGCUAGCUACUCAGUUCGCUGCGUACACGGACUUUGUGCACUUCGACGCGUCUGCAUUCAUCGCAGAGCUGCAGCCAGUGCAGCAACAAGAACUGCAGCUCUUAAAGGAAGACAAGACGCCAGAAGACCAGUACUUGCCACGCUUGUGCGAGCAGAUCCGGAGAUUCCACGAACUCGCGUUCCGUGUGGACGUCAUCGCCUUCGACUUCGUCGCUUUGCCGCUUGUGUGCGUGCAUACCAGCGCUCUCAAGAAGCAGCUUCGCUCCAGGUCUCUGGAGCUACGGGAUACGCUCAUAUCGAGCUUAGUACGUGACGCCCGGGCGCAAAAUCUGGCGAUAACCGCGCGAUACGCUGCGAUUCUUGCGCGUAUCAACGAGAAGCCUACGAACGAGGCUCAGUUGGCUAGACUCAAGCAGUUUGUAGGCGAGAGUAAGGCCGUGAUCGCCGGUAUACAGCGCGAAGUUGCGGCUAUCCACGUGCGCUUGGACGCGUUGAAUGAGUUCUCGCAUAAAAUCUCGGCCGAGGACUUUACGCUCGCCCAUUCGACGAAAGAAUGGCCGCUUAAGGUCGCUCAUGCAGCGGAUUCCUGCGAUUCCGCGCUAGAAGAGGAUAAAGUGCGUAUGAUGGACCGAUUGGCGCUUGAAAAAGAGGCUUUCGAGCUGGAUCUGGAGCGCUUUGAAGGCGAAGUACGGGCGUUCACUCGCUACGGCGAAGUGGAGCACACAGACAAGUACGUGGAACUGGCCGUCACGCUGUUCGACGCACUACAAGACGCUCGAGCCAAGGCACAAGACUUUAAUGCUCGCGAGGCAGUAUUCGGCUUCCCACCGACUGAAUACGCGCCGCUACUGGCCAAGCUGGAAGGAGACUUCGCUCCGUACUAUAAGCUGUGGACUAUGAGCUCCGAGUUCCAUUCCAGUCGCCAGACGUGGCUCAACGGCCCGUUCUUGGAGCUCAAAGGCGGCGCGAUCGAAGCUCUCGUGACGGAGUGGUGGAAAGCGUCAUACAAACUGAGUAAGUCUCUAGUGGACGACGCACCGGGGUCUGCUGAAGUGGCGCUUAUACUACGAGAACGCACGGAAGAGUUCAAGGCUUAUCUACCAGUGAUUCAGUCGCUGGCCAGUCCGGCAUUACAAGAGCGUCAUUGGGAGAAAUUGCGCCACACUAUCGGCUUUGAAGAGUCUGAAGAGGAGUUAACAUUGCAGCUUCUACUUGAUCGCGGUAUCACGCAACAUUUGGAGACUAUACAGGAGAUCGGGACCUUUGCAGAGAAGGAAUAUUCACUUCAGAAGAACUUGAGUGCUAUGAUAGCGGAGUGGGAAAAGGUGGAGUUCCAGACGGCGCCGUAUCGCGAGACUGGCACGUACUUACUGCGCAGUACGGACGAUAUAGUAGCGCUACUGGAUGAUCACCUAGUCAAGACGCAGACGAUGCGCGGCUCUCCGUACAUCAAGAGUAUCGAGAAAGACUUAAACGGCAUCAAAAAUUACGUCCAGGUGUUGAAUUUGCAACUGGAAAAGAUCGUCAUGCUCGUGCGUGGCAACUUGACAAAGUUAGAGCGUACAACGAUCGGAGCGCUGGUGGUUAUCGACGUGCAUGCACGAGAUACGAUCUCACAUAUGAUCGAAAAAGACGUGGAAAGUGACCAGGACUUUGAGUGGAUCUCUCAGCUUCGAUACUACUGGACGGAAGGCGUAAAAUCUGCGGGUGUGUCCGACUUACAAGCCCGGAUUGUGAAUGCUCGAGUGCGUUAUGGUUACGAAUAUCUGGGCAAUACGAUGCGUCUGGUGAUCACUCCGCUGACUGAUAGAUGCUAUCGUACAAUGAUGGGAGCAGUGGAUUUAAUGUACGGUGGCGCACCGGAAGGUCCAGCAGGAACAGGCAAGACGGAGACGGUGAAAGAUCUGAGUAAGGCGAUUGCUAUCCAGUGCGUGGUGUUUAACUGUUCCGAUGGAUUGGAUUAUUUAGCUAUGGCUAAAUUCUUCAAAGGUCUGGCUGGUUGUGGGUCGUGGUGCUGUUUCGACGAGUUUAAUCGUAUCAACAUCGAGGUUUUAUCGGUCAUUGCGCAGCAGAUAUUGACGAUUAAUGAAGGCAAGAAAGCUGGUGUGGACAAGUUCCUCUUCGAAGGAACGUUUAUCAAACUUAACGCCAGUGCCAACGUGUUUAUCACUAUGAAUCCAGGAUACGCUGGUCGUGCUGAGCUUCCAGAUAACCUCAAGGCGUUGUUCCGACCGUGUGCUAUGAUGGUGCCGGACUACGCUUUAAUCUCGGAGAUUCGACUGUACUCUUUCGGCUUUGCUCAAGCGCGUAGCAAUGCUCGGAAGCUCACUCAAGUGCUGCAAUUGGCGUCGGAACAGCUAUCGUCACAGAAGCAUUAUGACUACGGAAUGCGUGCGGUUAACUCCAUUCUGGUAGCUACCGGCGCGUUGAGACAACAGCUCGGUAACGAUCCGUUUUGGACCGAAGAUAAGAUCGUUCUACGCUCGGUACAGGACGUCAACCUACCCAAGUUCACUUCAGAUGACUUGCCACUUUUCCGCGGUAUCACGUCGGAUUUAUUCCCCGAUGUUUUGCUGCCAUUACCAGAUCAUGGAGCGCUGUUACGUCACAUUGAUGAGACCUGUGAACGAGGGAUAAGUAUCGUGCCAGACGUCAACAUUCCGCUGGAAUGUAAACCCGAAUUUAAGAUGAAGGUAGUGCAGUUCUACGAGACUGUACAGGUGCGUCACGGUCUCAUGAUUGUAGGCACUACUGGGUCGGGUAAGACGUGUGUUGUGCACUCGUUAGCAACUGCAAUGACGUCGUGCUAUAACGAAGAGAUCGAGACACAGGAAGAAAACGGUACAAAGGGGGCACCGACGUUGCAACAGCGGGUGAAUAUCCACACGAUGAACCCGAAAGCCAUCACCAGUGGCCAAUUGUACGGCAACUUUGACGAAAACACACACGAGUGGUCGGACGGAGUGCUCGCUUGCACGUACCGUAACUGCGCUCGCGAUACCAGUACAGAACUACAGUGGGUUAUGUUCGACGGGCCUGUGGAUGCUGUCUGGAUUGAGAACAUGAAUACGGUACUGGAUGACAACAAGAAGCUCUGUCUAAUGAGCGGAGAGAUCGUGAAAAUGACGGAACGGAUGAGGAUGGUGUUUGAGACGGAGGAUCUGGAAGAAGCCUCUCCUGCUACAGUCUCACGUGUCGGUAUGGUGUUCUUGGAAGCCAAAGUGCUUGGAUGGGAAGUGCUGGUUCGGACAUGGCUACAUACGCGCUUACCUUUGGCCUUUAAGUCUCACAGUGAGUAUCUGGAAGAAUCGUUUCGGUGGAUUGUGCCUCCGAUGCUUUAUUUCGUCGAUAAACACUGUACAGUGCCCACACCUGUGACGUUCCUAGAGCACGCUGCGUCGCUGUUAAGACUGUUUGAAUGCGCUCUCCGUGAUGGUUUCCCAGACCCAAGUGAUGGCUCUACUACAGCGUCUUCCGUACCUACUGGAGCUGAUGCACAACGUAUUCUGGAGUGUGUACUUAUUAAGGCGGUUAUUUGGUCGAUUGGAGCUUGUAUCGACUCGAAAUCGCGCCGGAUUUUCGACAGAUAUUUACGCGAUUUCCUGUCCGCUGAACUGGCUGUAGCUGUGGCCACAGCGGAGAUGCAUACAGAGCCUGUAGACGAAGAAACGGGAGUCCCCGCGUCGUCCUCUUUGCUUUACUUUAUGGACUUUGUAGCCAAGUCUCCGUCGUAUAUGCUGCUACCUGACCGUGUAGCGAUGCUUCCAAUACCUGAAGAAGGACUCGUAUACGACUACCGCUUUGACACACGACGUUGUGUGUGGGUUAACUGGAUGGAAGCUUCUGGAGCGUUCGUAAUCCCUCGAGACGCGCAGUUUACUCAAGUAUUAGUGCCUACAAUCGACUCGGAGCGUAACGCGUGGCUGUUAGACACUCUAAUUCGCCACCAUUUCCACGUUCUUUGUACCGGUGAUACCGGUACAGGCAAGUCUGUAUCGAUCAAGAAGAAACUGCUUAGUGGACUGAAUGAUCCUCCAGGUAGCGAUGUGCCCCCGAAGUUUGCGUCGUCGAUAUUCCUUAACUUUUCAGCACAAACUAGCGCGAAUCAGACUCAAGAUUUGAUUGAAGCUAAGCUGGAUAAACGUCGCAAAGGCGUGCUGGGUCCUCCUCUUGGACAGAGCUGUGUUAUCUUCGUGGACGAUCUCAAUAUGCCGGCUAAAGAGACGUAUGGUGCUCAGCCUCCUAUUGAACUUCUACGGCAAUGGAUGGGCCACGGAGGCUGGUAUAACCGCAAGGAUAACUCGUUCACUCAACUGGUAGAUAUCCAGUUUAUCGCUGCUAUGGGACCUCCCGGUGGUGGUCGAACACGCAUCACACAGCGCUACGUGCGGUAUUUCAACCUUAUCAAUUUCGUACCGUUCGAUAACGACUCACUCCGAGCCAUUUUCACUCGAAUUACAGACUGGUUUUUGCUUAACUUCCCACAAGCAGUUAAGCAACUCGGUGGUGCAGUGGUGAGCGCUACUAUUGAUAUCUAUAACACCAUUUCGCAAGCAUUGCUACCCACUCCGGCUAAGUCACACUACACGUUUAACUUGCGUGAUUUAUCCAAGGUUUUCCAGGGUGUUGCACAGGCUUCGAGUGACACUAUCAAGGACGGCAAAGACUUUGUUCGAUUGUGGAGUCACGAGUGUCUACGAGUGUUUUCUGACCGACUUAUUGACGACAAGGACCGUGCUUGGUUUGCGGAUAUUCUAACAAAAACUGUUAAGUUGCAUUUCGAUCUGCAGUAUACGGCUGCAGAUGUACGCGGACCGAACGCUACGUUGAUUUACGGUAACUUUGGAGGCGCAGGGGAUGGGAAGAGUGGCGUUAAACACUACGCAGAGCUCCGAGAUCGUGAGAAAUUACAGAAUGCGAUGCAGGUUUUUCUGGAAGAUUAUAACAAUAUGAGUGCAGCGCCCAUGCGGCUAGUACUAUUCCAGAAUGCUAUUGAGCACGUGGCGCGUAUUUCUCGAGUUAUUCACCAGCCUUUGGGCAACGCGCUGCUCGUCGGUGUGGGCGGUAGCGGACGUAAGAGUCUCACGACGUUGGCCGUGUUUAUGGCGGAGUACAAAUUGUUCCAGAUUGAGAUUUCUAAAUCUUAUUCUAGAACGGAGUGGCGUAACGAUAUCAAGAAGCCGUUAUUAAAGGUGGCUACUAUCGAGACAGAUGCGUUGUUAGAAACCAUUUCACGUGAGCAGAAAGAGGCCAAUGCAACAAAAGAUAUCGUCGGUGCAGAGGAGAAAUUGUGCAACGAACAAGCAGCAGAGGCUAACGGUAUCAAAGAGAGUUGUGAAGCUGAAUUGGCUGAAGCCAUUCCAGCGUUAGAGAAUGCAGUUAAAGCACUGCAAACUCUAACGAAAGGUGAUAUUACGGAGAUUAAGGCCAUGAAGAAGCCUCCUGAUGGAGUUAAGCUGGUGAUGGAGGCUGUGUGUAUCAUGAUGCGAGUACCGCCAGUUAAAGUUAAAGACCCAGCGGGUGGCACUAAGAAAGUUGACGAUUACUGGGGACCGGCACAGAAAUCGCUAUUGGGUGAUACGCGCUUUUUACAGAAUCUGUUAGAGUACGAUAAGGAUAAUAUCCCGGUGGAAGCAAUGGAUAAAGUGCGUCCGUAUACUGCGAAUCCGGAUUUCCAAGCGGAUAAAAUCCGUAAGGCGUCUGUGGCAGCGUCAGGUCUCUGCAGUUGGGUACACGCGAUGGUAGUUUACGAUCGAGUAGCUAAAGUGGUUGCGCCUAAACGUGAAGCUUUGAAAGCUGCCACUUUGGCGUUAGAAAAGGCGCAGAGUGAACUCAAGAUCAAGCAAGAUGCGUUGCAACUUGUACUCGAUAAAGUGGCGCGACUGGAAGAAGAUCUGGCGGCUGCGUAUAAGAAGAAGAGCGAUCUAGAAUUCCAAGUGGAUGACUGUUCUAAAAAACUCACGAGAGCUACGCAACUUAUCGGUGGAUUAGGAGGAGAGAAGGCGCGUUGGAGCGAUAUGUCGGCGCAGUUACAGAUAGUCUACGAUAACGUUGUGGGCGAUAUCAUGCUUGCAUCCGGUGUUAUCGCCUAUCUAGGGGCAUUUACCAGUGUGUACCGUGAACGUGCAGUGGAUCAGUGGUGCUCAGAACUCACUAAACAGAAUAUUACGUGCUCCAAGACCUUCACGUUAACAGAAACACUAGGAGAAGCUGUGCAGAUCCGAGCCUGGACGAUCGCGAAGCUGCCGAACGACUCCUUUUCGAUUGAUAACGCUAUCAUGUUACAACGUAGUAAUCGCUGGCCGUUAAUGAUUGAUCCGCAGGGUCAAGCUAACCGAUGGGUUAAGAACAUGGAAGAGAGUAACAAUUUGAAGGUUGUCAAGCAGUCACAAGCCGGGUUUGUACGGAUGUUAGAGAACUCGAUCAUGAUCGGUGCUGCAGUGUUGAUUGAGAAUAUCCCCGAAGAAAUUGACCCCAUGUUGGAGCCGAUUUUGUUGAAACAAGUCGUUAAAACCGGCGGUGUGGCUACUAUUCGGUUGGGCGAUAAUACCGUGGAAUAUGACGCGAAUUUCCGGCUUUAUAUGACAACCAAGCUGCGUAAUCCUCAUUAUCCACCGGAGACGUGUGUGAAGGUGAAUUUGCUUAACUUUAUGGCCACGGAAGAAGGUUUACAAGACCAAAUGUUGGGUAUUGUAGUCGCUAAAGAAGAACCUGUAUUGGAACAGCAAAGAGAGAAGCUGGUGCUUGAAGAUGCAGCGAAUAAAAAGACACUGAAGGAGAUAGAAGAUCAGAUACUGUACUUGCUCCAGACUGCCAAAGGGAAUAUUCUGGAUGAUGAACGGCUGAUCGAGACGCUCGGAGCUUCGAAGAUCACGGCGAAUAAAAUCGAAGAGAAGGUUCGUGAAGCUGCAGUGACCCAGCAGAUGAUCGCAGAGAAACGUCAGGGAUAUUUACCUGUGGCCUUCAGGGCGUCGCAGCUUUUCUUCUGUAUUGCGGAUCUUACCGUGAUCGACCCUAUGUACCAGUAUGCACUUGAGUGGUUUAUCAACCUCUUCGUGUUCUCUAUCAGCCGAGCUGAGAGCUCAUCGGUGCUUGCCACUCGUCUUGACAAUCUCAAUGACGCGUUUACAUUCAUCCUGUACCAGAAUGUAUGUCGAUCUCUUUUUGAAAAGGACAAAUUAUUGUUCGCUUUUCUUCUGGCGAUUAAAAUUCUCGUUGGAAACGGUACGAUCGACGGUACUGAGUUACGGUACUUCUUUACCGGUAAUACCCAGAUGGACCUUCAGAAACCCAAACCUGUAGGCUCUGAAACAUGGCUUAAUGACAAGACAUGGGCAAAUAUCGUUGGACUGGAUGCACUACCGUCGUUCACUGGUUUCAGUGAUACAUUCGCUAAAGAAUUGGAUCUCUGGGAGGUGUCUUAUAACGCUACCGAUCCAGCAGAAACGUUGAUGAAUAUCUCGGUAGUUGCAGCUUUAGACGCCUUCCAGCGUAUCAUUGUGUUACGCUGUAUAAGACCAGAUAAGGUGAUCCCGGCCGUCAUGUCUUUUGUAGCGACCGAGAUGGGCCAGCGCUUCAUUGAGCCACAGCCAUUUGACCUUAAGGCUGGCUUUGACGAUUCGAACUGUUCGACUCCGCUUAUCUUCGUCUUAACACCAGGCGCUGAUCCCAUGUCCGAGCUGCUUAAACUGGCCGCAGAACUAGGUUUUAACAAGAAAUUUGUGGCUAUUUCACUUGGUCAAGGACAAGGCCCAUUGGCCGAAAAUGCCAUCGCUGAAGCGAUAGACAACGGUACUUGGGUGUGUCUACAGAAUUGUCAUUUAUCUGUGAGUUGGCUGCCUACUUUGGAGAAAAUAUGCGAAGAGAUCACACCGGAUAGAGUGCAUGCGAGCUUCCGUCUGUGGCUUACGAGUGAACCUACACGUGCCUUCCCGUCGUAUAUUCUUCAACACGGUGUGAAAAUGACAAAUGAACCGCCUAAAGGGAUGCGAGCGAAUUUGAAAGGGUCCUACUUGACGAUUGAUGAGCAGUGGGUUGCGAGUUGUAAGCGACCUCGAGAGUUCAAGAAGCUGCUGUUUGGCCUCUGUUUCUUCCAUGCUGUAGUGCGAGAACGCACCAAAUUCGGACCAUUGGGCUGGAAUAUCAGCUACGUGUUCUCUUCGUCGGAUUUGGCUAUAUCUAAAGACCAACUGAAGAUCUCCCUAGAUGAUUUACAGCCGAAUGACCCGAUCCCGUACGCUGCGUUAGCGUAUCUGGCUGGUGAGUGCAAUUACGGUGGCCGAGUGACAGACGAUAAAGAUCGACGCUGCUUGAUCACGAUCCUCUCGGACUUCUACACGCCCGAUAUCCUGUCGGAUAACUACACGUUUUCUCCUUCAGGUCUGUAUUACGCACCAUCAGCGGACGGUUCAUUAUCGGUGUUCCUGAACUACAUCGAUCAGCUGCCUAUGAACGAGGGACCGGAAGUCUUUGGACUUCAUGACAACGCCAACAUUUCGACAGCCAUCGCAGAGACGAACUUGCUACUGGAAUCAGCUUUGUCACUACAGCCACGCGGUGCGUCAGGAGGAGGCGGAGCGGCCAAGUCCUGGGAUGAAGUAUUGGACGAAACAGCACGCGACAUCGCGGCUAAGUUGCCUCCUCUUUUUGAUAUCGAGAAGGCAGAGCUCGCGUUCCCAGUGUCGUACUCUGAGUCGAUGAACACUGUGUUGACGCAGGAGCUUGGACGCUUUAACCGGUUGCUGGCGUUAUUGCAAAUUUCACUUGUGGAGAUUCAGAAGGCGAUUAAGGGACUUGUGGUCAUGUCUGCUGAGCUAGAAGCCAUGGGCAACAGCAUGGUGAACGGCCAUGUACCGGCACGUUGGUCUGCUGUUGCGUAUCCAUCGUUGAAGCCAUUGGGCAGUUGGGUUACUGACUUCUUGGCACGCUUAGCGUUCCUACAGAACUGGAUAACACUCGGUAAAGCGCCACCGGUGUACUGGAUCUCCGGUUUCUUCUUCACACAGGCAUUCAUUACCGGAACGCAGCAGAAUUAUGCUCGAAAGCACAAGCUUCCUAUCGAUCAGGUGGGCUACGACAUGGUCGUUCUGGCACAACCAGCGUCGGAGCUUACGGUACCUGCAGAGGACGGUGCCUACGUGGACGGUCUCUUUUUAGAGGGUGCUCGCUGGGAUGCCAAGACACACUCUCUCGCCGAAUCUAGACCUCGUGAACUGUAUGUGCCUUUGCCUGUUCUGCAUCUGCUACCCAAAUCUCGUGACCAGAUCGAACCAAUUAAAGAUACAGAUCCGAAGGGGACGGCGCAUGUGUAUCUCUGUCCGGUGUACAAGACAUCCAAGCGCCAGGGAACGUUGUCAACCACUGGCCACUCGACAAACUUCGUCAUGUCUGUCAGACUGCCCAUGAGCGAAGAACACCGACAGAAGCAUUGGAUUAGGCGGGGCGUCGCCUUGCUCACUCAACUCGACACUUAAACGCUACGGUGUUAUAUUACUGCAUAUUUUUCUAAUCAAACCUGGUAAGUUGAAGUUUACCAACACUCUUAAUUAACUUCAACUAAAACCAUCAUUCC